CAAAUAUGAACUCCGCGGUUAAGAAACGCACAUUUUCUGUUCAAAUCGUAAUGGCGAAGAUCCUUGAAAGAGAAUUACCAGUUAAUGUACAAACAUGACGCUAAAAGGCAUUUGACCUUCUUUUACUUGCUGUUUUUCUUAUUAGAAUUAUGUUGACUUUUAAUAAAUGAGCUAUGUUUAAAAAAUUAAAGCAACGUAUAGAAGAAGAAGAUAAUCAACCUGUACAAAGUAAAAUUAUAUUAUCUUCAACACCAAAAAAACAUUCCAGAUUACAACAUUCUUCUCGUUGGUUACCAAAUGGGGAAACGCCUCUUCCGAAAGAAAAUAAAUGGGAGAGAAGAAGAAUCAGCUCUGCUAGUCUAUACAGCUCAAGAGAGUCAUUAAUGAGCGUUGAUUCAAAUGCAACAGCUACACUUUCUAAAGUUUCUUACAAUGAAAGCUCGUCGCUUGGCACUCCGCUUGAUUCUCCUAUGAUACCUGAUCGGAAUGUAUUUUGCGAUGUUAAUACAAAAGAAGAAAUGUUAUCAGAACUUUCUAAAAAAGCUGAUCAUAUUGCAAAGCUAGAAAGAAAAGUCAAUGAAAUGGCAGAUGCAUUUAUGGAACAAAAAAGGCAGAGGGAUAGACUUGAAGAGUCUUUAGAAAAUAUUAAAAAUGAAAUGCUUACCAGAUCGGCUGCAUCAUUAAAUGAUUCUUUAAAGCGUGUUAAAGAAGAUUAUGAACAAAAGCUUACUGAAAAAGAUCGCCAAGUUAAAGAAUAUAUUCAAAAACAUCAACAGGAAUCUACUAGGUUCUCUGAUGUAAAGGAGUUAAAUAAGCUGCAACAAGAAGAAGUUGCAAAAAUGAAAGGAAUGUUGAUUCACUCUCAAACUGAGAUGUCUAAAAAAGCUGCAGAGCUAAUUGAAAAAACAAAGCAAAUUGAAAAUUUGGAUAGAGCAUAUUCUGAACAAAAGUUUGAGCUUGAAGGCUUGCAAGAGAGGUUAAAUGAUUUAUCAAAUGAUAGGCUAAAGUAUGAAUUACGAGAAAAGGAUCUUUGUGGACAAGUUGCAACACUUCAAAAAGAAAGAAGUGCAUUAAAGUCACAGCUUACAGAUAUCAUUAAUGAACUAACACAGAAAUCAAGUCAACUAGAAUCAUCCCAACUUGCGUUAGAUAGAAGUCAAGAAGAAAUUGUAUCAUUGAGGCAAACAUAUAGUUUAUACAAAGCCAAGAUGACAUCUGAUGCAGAAGAGCGAAAUAAUGAAAAUAUUGUUUUGAAAGAACGGUUAUCUGACCUUGAACAAAGAUUGCAAGAUAGUAAAUUAUCUGAAAAUGGACAGCUAAAAGCUAUAGAAAAAGAGCGCUCUCUUCUUGAAAUGAGGCUUCAACAAACUCGUGAACAAUUAGCAGAAUUACGAGUGCAAUCAAAUGAUAAAAUUACAACACUGGGAUCUCUGGUUACAACUCUAGAUGAAAAGCUUAAGGAAAAAAAUCAAACUUUAGAAAAUUUUGAACAAAAUCACGAACUGAACAACAAAAGCUAUAAAACUAAAAUAGUAGAACUUGAACAAAAGUUAAUUAUUGCUGAACGCACAACUUUAUCUUUGCAAAAUGAUUCAAUCAAUUUAAGUACACUUCAAGAAAAACUGAAAGAGCAAGAUCAAAAGAUAUCAUUGUUGAAAACUGAAAAAAUGGAAUUAGAAAUAUUAGCAGAUCGAGCAACUUUUCUAGAAUCUCAAAAUAAACUGCUUGAUACCAGAUUCAAAGAAACAGUUGAUCGGCUUGAAAAGGAUAGAAGUGAUUUAGAAGAAAAACUUAGAGAGUUUCAUUCUGAUGCACGCAAGAAUUCAUUUAGACAAGAGCAUACAAUGAAACGAAAAAUGGAGCAAUUAGAAACUAAAGUUGAAGAGCAAGACCGCAAAUUAUGCCAGUACCAGGAGCAGUUAAAGGAAAAUCAGAAAGAGAAAGAUGCCUUACAAGUAGAAAUCUCAAUUAAAGAAAAUGAAUACAAAAAGCUUUCUGCUUGUCUAGAAGAUGCACUAGAGCGUACAAAUGAGUUAAAAAAUGAAAUAGCAAGUUUAGAGCAAUCACUCAAAGAAAAAGAUAGUAUAAUAAUGUAUAUAAAAGAAUCUGGUGAGUGUUCACCAAUAAAUAAUUCAAUGGAUUCACUGUUACGAGAGGAAUUAACUUCACUUAGGGCAACAUUUAAUGAACGUGAACAAGCAUUAACAGAGAGAGAUGAAGAAAUUGAAGAAUUAAGAACUGUUCUUGAAGCUAGAGAUAAUGAACUAGCCACUGUAUCACAGCAGCUACGAGAUUUUCAAGAAAAUAAUAAACAUUCGCGUACAAGACUUAAUGGAACUUCUGAUAAAGAUUUACAGAAAACUGUUGCACGUUUAACUGCACGUAUUCAAGAAUUAGAAAAACUUAAGAUCGAAAACAUGAGUUCUCAGUAUGAGAUUGAGAACAGAUCAUUAAAAGCAGAACUAGAUGAAGCUCAACAAAAAAUACGCAGCCUUCAACAAACUAUUUUUGAUCUCAAGAAAUGUGUUAAAAAAGAAAAUGCAGCUUGUAAACAAACUUCAGAGGAUUCAAGCAUAUCAUCUGAUAAAAACUCAAAUGAUUUUCUAGAAGUAAACUUCAAAUAUUUAAAGCAUGUUGUAUUGAAAUAUAUGUGCAGUACUAAUGAACAGUCACGGCAACUUGUUAGUGUCAUUGGUCAUUUAUUGCAUUUUAGUGCACGUGAAACUGCUAUAGUUAAGGACUGCUUUGAUUGGAAGCUUCCAUUAGAAAAAUAGUUUCAAUAUUCGUGUCUUGCAAUUUUUAUGAUAUAUUUUAA
Hydra vulgaris (swiftwater hydra) is the source of this 2815-nucleotide messenger RNA. Its product is annotated as golgin subfamily A member 1. Lineage: Eukaryota; Metazoa; Cnidaria; Hydrozoa; Anthoathecata; Hydridae. Gene Ontology annotation, cellular component: Golgi apparatus. The record is from RefSeq and is a predicted model, not a curated record.